AAACCUCGCAAUCUAGGGUUCAAGCAAAGAUACUUUGCUGCUGAAAUCGCCGGAGGCAACAGUGUGAUUUCUCUAACUACUCUGCAUUCUUCUUCCAGCAGCCAUGAUUAUUUCAGAGAAGAACCGUAGAGAGAUCUCCAAAUACCUCUUCCAAGAGGGAGUGUGCUAUGCAAAGAAGGAUUACAACUUGGCCAAGCAUCCGUUAAUCGAUGUGCCAAAUCUACAGGUUAUCAAGCUGAUGCAGAGCUUCAAAUCUAAGGAGUAUGUUCGCGAGACAUUCGCUUGGAUGCACUACUACUGGUACCUUACAAAUGACGGCAUUGAGUUCCUCAGGACUUACCUUAACCUUCCAUCUGAGAUUGUACCUGCGACCCUGAAAAAGUCUGCUAAGCCCCUUGGUCGCCCCAUGGGUGGCCCUCCAGGCGAUCGUCCUCGUGGACCACCAAGGUUUGAGGGUGAUAGGCCAAGGUUCGGCGAUAGGGAUGGUUACCGUGCUGGACCUAGAGGUCCACCCGGUGAGUUUGGAGGUGAGAAGGGUGGAGCUCCAGCUGACUACCAGCCUGCUUUCAGGGGUUCUGGCGGAAGACCUGGAUUUGGUCGUGGAUCUGGAGGUUUUGGUGGUGGUGCACCUACUAGUUCAAGCUUCUCUUAGAUUCCUACCAUCUUAGACUUACUGGUUGUUUCAAUUUUGAAAUCAGAUGUUGAAAUCACUUGUUUUUUCAUUUUCUUGUUAAAACUUAAUUUUCCAAGCAGGGCAAUUCUAUCUUUGUUGAUCCUUAGAGAACUGUAAGUUUUGCGUCUGUCCCUUGUUCGUUUUGUGUUUUAAUGCUAUUGAGAUAUACUUGCAAUUCGUGUUAUUCCAAUAUCACUUGUCUCUGGCACUGAUGUAUUGGUGAUGUUUUUUUUAUCAGAUCCCCUGUUAAAAUAUGAAAGUGUGUAAAAGUUCUAUUA
Molecule: messenger RNA, 951 nt
Organism: Solanum dulcamara
Lineage: Eukaryota; Viridiplantae; Streptophyta; Magnoliopsida; Solanales; Solanaceae
Product: 40S ribosomal protein S10-1-like
Exons: 5
Coding region: 104-652 (182 amino acids)
Cellular component (GO): cytosolic small ribosomal subunit
Molecular function (GO): RNA binding; structural constituent of ribosome
Source: RefSeq, a predicted model, not a curated record